Diuraphis noxia (Russian wheat aphid) is the source of this 5353-nucleotide messenger RNA. RefSeq names its product dedicator of cytokinesis spg (gene spg). The record is from RefSeq and is a predicted model, not a curated record. Gene Ontology annotation, biological process: small GTPase-mediated signal transduction. Gene Ontology annotation, cellular component: plasma membrane; cytoplasm. Lineage: Eukaryota; Metazoa; Arthropoda; Insecta; Hemiptera; Aphididae. Gene Ontology annotation, molecular function: guanyl-nucleotide exchange factor activity; small GTPase binding.
GGUAUAUUUCCAUCUACAUACAUCCAUUUGAAGCCGUGUCGUAUUGAAAAUGAAGGAACUUUUGAAACAGCUAUACCAUUGGAAGAUAUGGUUGUCCGAGAAGUAUCAUUGGUUUUGCGUGAUUGGAAUUGUAUUUGGAAGUCAUUAUAUGUGGAACGGGAAACAUACAAGUUUAUUACGUUACGAAAAGUAAUGCGAGAGUUACUGGAAUGGAGAAAACAAUUAUUAACUGGAACAUUAACUCAAGAUCAGACAAGAGAAUUGAAGUUAAAAAUAACUGCAAAAAUUGAUUGGGGAAACAGAAAACUGGGACUGGAUUUAGUUCCUAGGUGUGGUGCCGAGAUGGUUGAUCCGGCUACAAUGAGUGCCGUAGAGCUUUACAAAGUCGCGUCCUACUUCAAACGUCCUCUGGGAGUUGCCGUCCUAAACAUCGGUGAAAUGCUGACCUCGAACAGUGGCGGCGGUGACGAGCGGGAGUUCACAUUCCGCGUGUUUCAGGCGGACGAGAAAGACUUCUGUCAGUUACACGAUACGCUGAUCCGGAAACAGAACAGCAAGUACAGCCCGCUGUCCAGCCACCCUAAYUACGGUAUCGUCAUAUCGCUGCGGAUGCUUGACGGCGACCUGCGACAGGUGCGCGAGGAGAACCCGCUGGCGUUCAAAAAUGUAUCGACCACGAAGAAGAUGGGUUUUCCGGACGUGAUAAUGCCGGGGCACGUGAGGAAUGACCUGUACCUGACCCUGGAGAGAGGCGAGUUCGAGAAGGGUGGCAAGUCGACCGGCAAGAACAUUGAAGUAUCCAUUGUCGUCCUCGACUACGAGGGCAACGUGGUCCCGGACUGCAUAUGGGGCGCGUCGGGAACGGACUCGUCCGCCGAAUACCGUUCGAUGAUCAUCUACCACCAUAAUGCCCCGUGCUGGAUGGAGACCAUCCGGCUGGCCGUACCCAUCGAGAAGUACAAUAUCGCGCACAUACGUUUCGAGUACAGGCACUGUUCUACUCGUGACAAAGCGGAUAAUAAGAAACUUUUUGGCAUAUCAUUUGCUCGGCUGAUGGAACCCGAAGAGGCUACCCUACAAGACGGCGUACACGAAUUGUUUGUCUACCGCUGCGACGAGCGCACGAAACCUCAUCCGGUCGAUUACUUGGGUCURGCUGCCAGCGUACACGAAUCGUCUACUUGGACCAGUUCACCAGAACCGGGUUCUGUGUUCUCGUGCAGCCAUAAAGAGAUAAUGACGAUUCGCACGAUGUUGUGUUCGACAAAAUUGACUCAAAACGUUGACUUGUUGUCAUUGUUGCAAUGGAAAGAACAUCCUCAUCGGAUUCAAGAAGCCCUUACGCGAGCUUUACGUCUGGAUGGAGAAGAACUUGUAAAGUUCUUACAAGACAUAUUAGACGCUCUCUUCUCAAUGUUUUCCACUGACGAUGGUAAUUCAACCAUCCACUCAGGACUUGUAUUUCACGUUCUAGUCAGCAUUUUUAGUUUACUCUAUGACAGCAAAUUUGAACACUUUAAGCCAGUAAUGAACGCUUACAUCAAAGAACAUUUUGCUGCGGCUUUAGUAUACAAAGGAUUAUUAAGCAGUGUCCAACAUUGUGCUGAACUGGUUAUGUCAACAGACCGCCAAGAGCCGAUACAAAAAUGUUUUCGCUCAUUAGAAUAUAUUUUCAAAUUCGUUAUUCAGUCUCGUCUAUUAUUUUCUCGUGCAACUGGUGGCCAGUUUGAAGAUAGUUUUCGUUAUGAUGUACAUCGUGUAUUUGCUUCAUUGGACAAAAUGUUAUGUUCAUCUUUUGAAAUGAUUUUACCUACUCAGAUUGCAUUAUUACAAAGUGCAAGUGCUGUAUUUGAUCAAUUAGUUCAAGUAUUACCAGUCAUCGAGGUAGCUAAACUUGGAGUUUCCAUGUUAGAUUGCUUGCCAUCUCGAGAUCUACCUACACCAUUGACYCAAGCUAAAUUAGGCGCUAUUAAAGAUUUGAUAGCUGGAAAGGUGUUCAAAGAUGAUGAAGCAAGAAAUUUAUUGUUGAUUACAAUAUGUAAACAUCUAAGACAUCAUAUUAGUGCCAGAGAAGAAAUUCAACUUUGUACAGAUAUCCUGGGAGAAAUUUUAACAUUUCUAUUCCACUUAAAUCGGUCUAAUGACAGUAGCAAGGUCAACAUAUGUUUUCGACGCGAUUUAGAAAUAUUGAGUCUUAGUACAUUAGAUAUGUUAAUUGAAACAUGUCUUAUUGUAAUUGAUAGAAUGGUUUCUGUAUUGGCUAACAUGGUUGCAUGYUUAGUUUCUUUAUUACAACUGCUUGAUGACUAUCAUUACAAACGACUUUGGGAAGAAUUGGGUGAUCGUAAACCAUUAAAAGAUUUCCUAUUAAGAGCAUUUUUAUUGUUUAGACAUUUAAUCAAACAUGAUGUAUUUCCAACUGAUUGGAUGGUUAUAAAAAUGACUACUAACAAUGUAAUUUUAGCAGCUCUACAACAAUUAGCCAAGCCACUAGUAUUUUGUUUUUUAGAGACCUGGCCCCAUUUUGAUUACCAAGUGUGGUCCACUUAUUUUAAAUUAGCUGUAGCAUUUCUUACUCAACCAGCUCUUCAGUUAGAAACAUUCACCAUUGUAAAACGAACAAAGAUUAUUGAGAAAUAUGGUGAUAUGAGAGUACUGAUGGGAUAUCAAAUACUGUCUGUAUGGUCUAAACUUGGCGACCACAAGAUAAAUUUCAUACCAUCCAUGGUGGGACCAUUUCUAAAAGUGACUUUGGUACCAGAAGCUGAAUUGCGUAAGGCAACACUUCACAUAUUUUUUGAUAUGAUGGAAUGUGAACAACGAGCUCGAGGAAAUUUCAAAGAAGUCGAAUCAGAACUGAUUGACAAAUUAGAUUAUUUGAUUAGUGAAAACAAAGGUGACGAUGAGUACAGACAACUUUUUAAUACUAUUCUAUUAGAAAGAGUACAUCAAGAAGAACAGGAUGGUAGUUGGCAAGAAACGGGUUCAGUGUUCAUUCAUUCUGUUACACGUUUAUUAGAAAGACUAUUAGAUUAUAGGAGUGUAAUGCGUGGUGAUGAUAAUCGUGACAAACGUAUGUCCUGUACAGUGAACUUGUUGAAUUUCUACAAAAACGAAUUUGAUAGAAAAGAAAUGUACCUAAGAUAUAUUUACAAACUUCAUGAUUUGCACGUUUCUGCUGAUAAUUUUACUGAGGCUGGUUUUACACUUAAACUUUACGCUGAUCAACUGACUUGGUCAGAUGGGCCAGUAUUACAAGGUGAUCCAGCAACUUCAAUUUGUCAAUGGCAAAGAAAAGAACAGCUAUAUCAUGAAAUCAUACAAUACUUUGAUAAAGGAAAAUGUUGGGAAAAAGGAUUACCUUUAUUAAAAGAGUUAUCAGAUUUCUAUGAAAAACGAUUAUUUGAUUAUACUAGAUUAAGUGCAGUAUUGAAAACACAAGCCAAAUUCUGUGACAAUAUUCUUACUCAAUUGCGACCUGAACCAGAAUAUUUUAAAGUUGGAUUUUAUGGACAAGGGUUUCCUCUUUUUGUUCGGAACAAAGUCUUUGUUUAUCGAGGUUUAGAAUAUGAACGCAUGGAAGCUUUUACUCAACGAUURCAAACUGAAUUUCCAACUGCCCAACUUUUAACAAAAAAUAGUCCUCCAUCGCAGACAAUUUUACAGUCUGAUGCUCAAUAUAUCCAGAUUUGCAAUGUAAAACCAUUUCCAGAUAUUGGUCCGCCUUCUUCCGACAAACCUUUAGCUAUGAUUCCUGAAAAAGUUGCACGUUUUUAUGAAGUUAAUGAUGUAUGUACUUUUCAAUUGGACAGACCUAUGCACAAAGGUCUGGUAGAUCGAGAUAAUGAAUUCAAAAGUCUUUGGCUGGAACGUACUAUUYUGAUUACCAGUGAACGUCUGCCUGGUAUACUAAGAUGGUUUGAAGUUAUAAGUACAACAACCGAGGAAGUGCCACCAAUUAAAUUUGCUUGYGAAACUAUAGAUUCUGUUAACAAAAACUUAAAACUCAUAAUUAAUCAAUACACAAACGAACCUAAAAGAAACAUUAAUCCAUUAAGUAUGAGACUUCAAGGAACAAUUGAUGCAAAUGUUAUGGGUGGCAUAUCUAAAUACCAGUCAGCAUUCUUUUCUCAAGACUUUGUUCAAAAUAAUCCUCAAUAUUAUUCACACGUUUUACAUUUAAGCUCAUCCAUAAAUCAUCAAAUUGAAAUAGUAGAAAAUGGGCUGUUAAUUCAUGGUCAAUUGGCACCGCCUGAAGUACAGCCUCUUCAUCAUCGUUUAGUGGAGCGGAUGAUACAACUGAAACAGAACUUGAGAGCCCCACCUCCACCAGAAAGCAUAAUUAAUACUCCAUUACCACCAAUACCAUGUAUUCCAAUUGAUAAUAAUUUCCCAUUCCGUUCUACUGAAGAGUAUACUAAUACCGUAACUUACUUUGAUGAACGACGUGAUGAAUACGAAGAUAUAUAUAGCAAAACAUUUGAUCUACCAGAUGCAUGUGCUCCAGUAGUUCCACAUCGAGAAAAUCGAAUUAAAUCUGAAGGAUCCUUACCAAACAAUAAAAUGAAAACUGAUCCAAAAUCGAAUACUUCUUGGAAACCAGGAAGUCCCAAUUUACAAAGGCACUCUAUAGACAGCAGUGUGAGAAAUUCAUGGCCACUAGAAGAUAGUUCUCCACCACCAUUACCUCCAAGAGCCCCAGAAAGAAGAAUCAGUGAUGCACCUCCAYUACCAAGAAGAUUACCUUUGCGCCAUGAUUCUGAAAUUACUGAUUUAGAUACUCCAGUGUUGCGUGAUUCAGGCUACUCAGAAUCUUUACAUUCAGCAUCAUAUGAAGAAUUUGUGUUACCUACAAUCGAUAAGCAUAAAACCCCACCUCCAUUACCGCCCAAAAAUACACAAUCUCAACUUAAUUCUGAGCCAAAUGAACUCCCGAUUUUGGAAAAUUACUCUGUGCCUGGAACAAUGAGACGCUUAGAAUCCAGCCCCUAGUCAAAUACAAGACUCUUAUUUUAGAACUGGUGCCAUUAUAUGCAUAACUGUAACUAUUAGUUAAUAUGAAUUAAGUUAUUCUUAAAUUAUUUUUAUACUGCAUUAUUGCAUUAAUGAGUGUGUUUGUGAUUUUUAAUUUUAUCAUAGUAUGUAUUUUAUAAGUUCUUUUUGUGACUAAAGUUAAAAAUUAGACUGUAAUUUGAUCAGUGUUAUGAUGCGUGUGUAUGAGCAUUAAGUAAUGAGCAAUGAGCAUUACUAUUUAUUCCUAUCAAUCCUGUCCGAUUAGCCAUUUUCAUUUUUCAUAUACCUAACAAUUACAUAUUUUAUUCUAUAUGGUAUUUAGUAUUUACUGGAUGACCAU